AUGAACACAACACAUGUUGUUUUUAUAAUUAGGAAGAAUGGUGUACGGUAUAUCUACUAUACUCAAAUGUUCCUGCUUGCCCUGGCCAUGGUCCUGUUAACAUUGUUUAUGGUUUGGGUGCGACAACUGAUUGGACAAUGCUACAUGUAUCUUCUUCGUGUUCAACAGAACCCUAAUGGCACUAUAUUAAAUCUACCUGACGGUUUUCUAUAUAAUGAAACAUUUUGUACGGACAAGGUACGGAAUGAAUGAACCUUAGACUUGUAGAAUUCGUGUAACAUUCACGAGCCAACGUUUCCUCACGGCUCUAUAAAUACACGUGUGGAAAUCUCGCAGCUUAUCCGCGACAAGAUGUGUUCGCACUGCUUGUUCCCAGUUCUUGACAAGUCUGGAACAAGGUUGAUUAUGCCAACAGACUCGUAACAAGUUGUUCCAACAAGUCUGAUAUCGUCUGCACGUAACAAGUUGCAGAGACCUUGCAAGACCUUGCUAACAAGUUUAUGACAUCAAGCUCAUGACAACUUGUUACGAACAGCUUGUAUUAUUCUUGUUGGAACAAUUUGUAGCACGUUCGUUAUCGUCGCCAACCUUGUUACAUGCAAGGUGACAAUAACUUGUAACUUGUUCCACACUUGUCACAACAACUGGGGACAAACAAUGUGAACAUAUCCUGGUAUCGGCUUGACAACAACCUUGUUACAACUAAGCUUGUUUGGUGUGGAUCAAAGUUGAUCUAAAGUCGUUCCUUAUAUUUUGCAUACACUCCAGUAUAGGGUGGGUGGUUUUAAAAAAAAAAACGAAACCGACGUAAGAAAACAAUAACUGACCUAUUUUCUGUCCGCGUCAUCUUGACAACAUUUGAAACCCCGUUUCACUGCGUUAUCACUGUCAUUUCGGGGCGGUCACCCCACAUAAGAGAUCCGACCGUCUGUAAAUUAAUCUGCGCGUAAAUCUACAAAUUUUCAUGCAGAUAGCCAGGUUCAUAACGUUUGUUUAUAUAACUAGUAUAAUUUCUCUACUUAUAGAUCAAGUAUGAUCAAAAUAAUAAAAAUGUUAUGUUUUUUACCCGUUUCUCCUUCUUUGUCUACUUUCUGGGAUGUCUGCUCAAAGAACUUAACCAACUUCGGCAAGAGGUAACUUAUACCGAUACCUUUUCUAUCAGUCCACUUGAUUUCGAAGAAAACAUGCACUGUUUGGUAGUGUAAGAAAUUCCCUCACAAGUGAAGUUAUAAUCAAACAUAUAGUAGGCCGGUUUUUGUAGAUUGAAAUUGCAAACGUAAAUUUCUAUACAAUUUUUAGACCUAUAACCAGGUGUAGUUGUGAAAAAUGCAAUUACAGGCAGGGUUUAUUUUAAGAAAAAUUUAGAACUGCACAUAUUAUAGGGAUGUUAUGAAGCAUCACGUGUUUGACUGGGGGUCAAAGGAUUUUUAUCUAUAUUUAAUGUUGUAAAUUAUUGUUAACGUUGUAAACUAUGAUAGACACUUAAUUUGUAUAUAGGUGGCAGAAUAAAUGUGUGGUUGGGUGGGGCCAGACAAAUUCGAUUCUGGGUUGGGAGCUACAGGUAGGGGGUGUCUCCCCAAAUUUUGAAUUUAGAGGCUCGUAAGUUCUGGCAAAGAUUUGUUUCACACACCCAAUCUUGUUAUUCAAUAGCUAAAAGCCUGAAUAUGAAAACAAUUUGUUCAUACGCCGAGUAAGUCGCGUACAAUAGUGUGCUGAAAUUCGAUUACCUUUUUUUUAUACACCCUGUAUAUACGUAUACGUGAAUCUGGGGCGGUUCAUUCUCAGCAACUGGGCUCUGUAGCUCAGUUGGUUAGAGCUCUGUACCGGAAUCGCAGGAUUGAUUCUUGCCAGAGCCAGAGGGACUAGCUAAAAUUGCAUUUUCUGCAACUGCUUCUGGUUAGAUCUAAAAGUGUAUAGAAAUUUACGUUUGAAAAUUCUAUCUACACAAUUCACAAACCCCAACAAAAUCUCACUAUUGGUUCUAUCGAACGAGAUCCCCCAAAUCUCGAUGCUUAAAUGGAUGAUUGCAGCUACAGACUAAAUUUUGAUCAAGGCAAGAAGAACGAAAUCCAACACCAUAGCUGAAAAGAGCGUCUUAAAAUGAGUAAAAUUGCAAAGUUUGGUUGCGAAUUGUUGUAAAAUGAGGAAAAUAUACCCCUGUGCCGUUCGCAAAUUUUGUAUAUAUUUGCAUUACGCGCGGGAAAAAUAACCAUUUUUUGAGCCGAAAGUGGUUAUUUUUACCGCGCUUAAUACAAAUCUAUACAAAAUUUGCGAACUUCACAGGGGUAUGUUUUCUUCAUUUUACAACAUUUAGCGACCAAUCUUUGCAGUUUUACUCAUUCUAAGACACUCUUUAGAAAGCUGUGGUGUUGGAUUUCGUUCUUCCGGCUUGAUCAAAAUUUAGUCUGUAUAGCUGGAAUCACCCAUUAGACAACUGCAUGUGUAUUGCACGAUUCGAUUUGCAGGUUUGAUGGCUCACAUCUACGUGGAUUUUUAGAAAACGUUUGUUGCUUAAUUUAAUUCCAUAUACAUAUGCUUUAACAUAUUGUUUCUUUCAUAGCGUUCAGAAUAUUUUCGUGAGAUUACAAACUACUUGGAUUUGACUGUGUCUAUAUUGUUCCUCUUAUUUCUCGAUCUACCAAGCAUUCAUCCCAUUCCAUAUGAUCGUCUGAAACUUGGAACUGUUGGACUCUUUGCGUAUUAUUUCUUAAUGUUCUUAUGGACGAGAGGGUAAGGUUAUGAUAAAACUUAUGUUUACAGUGGGUGGUGCAUACGAUAUGAUCGAUCUGCCAUUCCGAGUGUUGAGAUCGAAAAGUUUCACGAGCUGGAUUUCUACCUGCAAAAAAAAUUCGCGACCCACCUUUACUCCUUUUUGGUCAAGUCCAUUAAUUCCACCACUCACCAGGGAGCGGUUGUAUAAAAAAGUGAUUAAAGUUAACUAUGAUUAAGUGCAAACGUCAUCCAAUAAAUAAGAAGCGCCUAUUUGAGAGUUAAUCACUAUUUAACUACAAAAUAGUGAUUAAAAAAGUGAUUAAGAGUUUUAUACAACCGGCCCCAGGGCGGCCCCCUAAUAAACAACAAGCUAGAUUGAUGUGUUUCUUUUCAGGCUAUCUCGAUUUGGUAUAUACAUCACAAUGUUUCUUGAAGUCAUGUCGACACUUCUCCAGGUACAGUCUAGGCGAUCUAGCUUGCUGUUUUCAAUGUGCUCCAUAAAGCCUCUCUUUGUUUUCUAAAUAGUGAUAAAUUCUUUUCUAGGUCGUCUCUGGAUUUGCGUUGCUAUUUAUUUCUUUCACGGUGUCUUUUUACAUUAUAUUUACGGAAUCGGUAAGUUCAGUUUACGGCAGUAUAGAGUCCGUAUCCGUGCAGACGAGCAAGAUUUCCUUGAAAAGUUUCCUUGACAAGUUUACUUCCUCCCAACAAGUAUUCCUGCACAAGUUUCCCUCGACAAGUUUUGUUUCUCGAAAACACGGAAUGUUGUUAAAAUUUUCUUAUACACUUGUCAAGUUUUCAAUUCCUUGGAACAAGAACAAAUUUUCCUUGUCCAAUGACCUUUGGAACAAGGCUCCUUGUCUGUACAUCUUUCCCUAAGGGGCAAAACUUAAGGGAGGUAUGGGGGAUGUGACACCCCCCAAAAAAUGCGAAUCAACUGGAUUGGCAGGGCAAUCAAAGAUUUUAAAUGAUAAAAUGUAGAGUUAUUAAGUAACUUACAAAGUUACAGGGCUUUCAGAGGCAAUUGAAUAGAAUUUAUAGACCUAAAUUUUACAGAUAUUGGUCCAGAAAUAAGGGUUUCGCCCAUGUCCGGAAAAAUUUUUCGACAACAUUUUUGGGAAAAAUGGUGGCCAGAAAUAAAAAUUUGCUGCAGGGCAUCAUCGGUUUUGGCAGGACAAUUCUGGCAGACACCCCCCUCCCAAUUAAAAGGGGUCAGUUUCGCCCCUGCAGCUAAGGAGAAUGGUGAAAUACAGUAAAGGAACCUUGAUCCUGUGGUAGUAGUGAUAGUGCCGUGUUCAUACGUUUUUAGACCAAACCUGGAAGAGCUACAAAAAAUGCAACUAUACGCCUUGUGGCAGAAAUUGCAAGGCCGCAGAUUCCUUGCGCAGAUUCGAUAGAAGCUGCAUAGAUAGAAUUUUUUUAUGCAGGCUGACGCAAACAAGUUACUUUGAAAUCGCUUCUAACUUAAUUCUCUUGGACUAACAUAAAACCGUUUUACAUGUUAACACUGCAUUAUGUAAAACGAUGGGUUGCAAAGUGCAAAGAAGGUUGCAAUCGCCAAUUCUCAAAACUAGCUGAGUAUUUUUCCGUUUAGGAAGAGAAAGAAUUCAAUACCAUUAUCAAUUCAUUUCUCAAAGUCCUCGCAAUGGUGAUGGGUGAACUAGAUUACACAGGCUUACGUUAUCAUGCCAGUAAACUGCCAGACGAUAUGGAAGUGAUCGCCAUUGCUGUCUUUGUUGUAUUUUGUCUUACCAUGGCACUGGUCGUCAACAAUUUACUGGUAUAUGUUUGACAAAAUAGUUCAGAGAUGCAUUUACUGAUGUGUGUGUGUCCUUACCCAGUUACCCUGUGUGUGUCCUCCUUAUACUUUAAUCCUUACCCUGACUCAGACAAAACAGAAAGCCAUAAAACUCUAACCCGUCUUCGUUUUUCGAAUUCUACCUUCGUUCAGAACGAAUAUUUUGGCGAAAUUCGUCGUCCGGCGUCCUGAACGUCGUUCUGAACUAAGGUUUCUGAACAAAAACAGGGCAGAGCUUUAUGUUUCGCUGUUUUUGUCUGGGUCAGGGUAGAGAGCUUAGUAGCCGAAAGGGAGGCCAUAAUAAUUUUCUUCCUUCAAAAGGCAGGUUUAGUGCGAGAAGUGGGGGGUGGGUGGUGGUAAUUGAGGGGGUGGAGACAUUUAUGGUAAUAAGGUAUUUAUAGUAACAAGUAUAUAAUAUUAUGUUCAAUUUAGAUUGGUUUGGCUGUCGGUGAUAUUGAAGCUGUUCAGAAAACGGCUGAAAUUAAACUUCUAUCUCUGCAGGUUAUAACUAUUCAAUGUUACAAAGUACGCCACAGCAUAAUUUUUCUGUGGCCGAAGCAAAAUUAUCUGACAGUGUUUCCCAGUAAUGUUUUUCGACCGAAUGUAUGAAGGCAACAGGGUUUCCUAUUUAAUCAAGACUUAAAUUAUGUUAAAUAAAACGCAGAUGCGGAUGGACGGAUGGGUGGCGGAAGGACGGUUGACGGACGGAAGGCUAAUGUUGUCAUGAAACAUUUAAAAGUCGUAUCCUUUUUUUUUUUAAUCAUUAUUUAAUCACGGAAUCUCAUCAUCAACCAUAAAAAUACAGAUGCUCUUCCUGGGAGCCGUGGGUUUAAAAUACAAGUUACUAAUUAUACAAAACAAGAUACAAAACAAGAUACUAAUUAUAUAUUAAACUAUGUACAAAUAAAUAUAGAAACUACUAGAAAUCUAAAAUUGAUUUUUAAAUUGUGCAAUUGUAGAAGCAUUACGUUGGCCAUUUGUCAAAUUAUUCCAACGCAGUGCCCCUCUGUAGGAAAUGCUACGUUUCAUAGCUUCAGAAUUAGGUCUAGGUAUAAACAGACCGUUUUGGGUGCGACGUAAACCAUAAGUAUGUACGUCAGCAGUUUUAGUAAACAUACUUGACAUAUAUGCUGGAGCGUGGCCAUUCAUAGUUUUAUCCUGUUGAUAAACGAGGAUAUGGUUUUAGAAAACGCUUUUCAUGCUUUUAAAAGGAAAAUCCAUGUUUUAUCUAAAAAGAUGAAACGCGACACGUCCGUUCGUCCUCAUCUACGUUUAAUCCUAACGAUAAUAUGUUUUUGCGAGCCAUGGUUAAUUGGGUUAUUUUCCUUUCUGCGCGAAAUGGACUUUUUACUUUGAAAUGACCUUGUAUGUUGCUUUUAGGUGACCCAAAUACUCGACGCCAGAGCGAACAUGAUAUUUGGCAGGGUACGCCAGAAAUGUUACGUCCCAUCAUGCACUGAAAUGCCAAACAGAAAUGAUUGCAAAGCUGAAAUACGUGAACAAGCAUAUGUAAGAAUAUAAAAUUAACUUUAUUUACACAUUGGAUAUCUCUAUGUCAGUUUUGAAUUGGUCUGCAUAGGGGAAUUGAAUCUUCUAUUGGUGCAGUUGGUUGGUACAGGAGGAAACCUGAAUUAAACACUGUCUGGCCAGUCUGGGAGUGGGAGAUGCAGCCUCCUUAGCCCCCCCCUCCCCUCGUACAGCUGUGUAUAUGGUAGUAGACAAACGAAUUAGGUAUGGUAAUCUACAACUCAAACUUCUUUUCAUUUGUAGAAACUGCGAAAUCUGGAAAAGUUGAAAAAGGAGAAGAAUCCUGGCAUUACUAAUUUUGCAUCAGCAUAACAGAAAUAAAAAUACGAUGCAUGAAAAACGAUGUAUAUAUAAAAUGGCGUAUUUUACUGGUUAUAAGGUGUGCGUGCCCAGAAUCUAUUUUAGCAUUUCAAUCCAAAUUUUUUUCCAAAUACACAACAUUGGAUAAUUUACAUGCCUAGUUUAUAGUGUAGUUACUGUCAUGUUCCAGUUUGAAGAACAAGAAGCAUUUCAGAGAAGCGGAUAGUCACUCGGUUCUAUUUCAUUUCUAUCCGGCAUGAGUAUAAACAAACGUUACUGAUUUUGGCUCAUGCAAACACUGGUAGCGGGCUUGCAAGUUGGUUUUGGGAUGAGUGGGAAAUUGUGGAAAAGAGCUUUAACUCUAAAAAUGAUUGAUAGGAUCAAAGCAAUCAGAUGAAUAUAGACUUGGAUCAAGUCCGUCCCUCAAGGGCCUCAAGAGUCCGAGGGAUCGAGGUGCAAUAACGCGGGAAAGUCGAUCUCGUCGCCUCGCGACUUGGACUCCAGAGAGACGGACCAACUUGAUCCAAGUCUAUCAGUUGAACAGACCUCAUUGUUUAAAUAAUAGUGUGUGAUGUAAUUCUUAUGAACAUUGAAUAAAAGGAGGAAAAUGGGG
Messenger RNA from Paramuricea clavata, 6947 nucleotides. Lineage: Eukaryota; Metazoa; Cnidaria; Anthozoa; Malacalcyonacea; Plexauridae. The record is from the annotation of a GenBank genome assembly.